This is a messenger RNA of Mitosporidium daphniae, 1884 nucleotides long. RefSeq lists its product as uncharacterized. The record is from RefSeq and is a predicted model, not a curated record. The coding region runs from base 1 to 1884 and encodes 627 amino acids. The transcript is spliced from 4 exons. Lineage: Eukaryota; Fungi; Microsporidia.
AUGUCCAAAUUCGGCCAAAAUUAUUCGGAAAAUAUCCUCACCAUUGACGAUGAUGAUAGCGAGGAUGGUAUUUUGACGACCAAAGAUGGGCACAAAGAAGACACUGAUUUUGGAAUUCUUGUCUCAGACGCAAACCUCGACAAUGUCCUAAGGAUCCUUUCCCACCAAAUCGAUCUCGAAAUUCUAUACAAGCACCAGGAAAAGAUGCUGCUGCUCAAGUGCAUCAAGUAUUCAGAAAAUCUUCUGGAUGUCCUUUCACGACUUGCAUAUCUUGGUAUUUCGGAUUGGUUUAUUAUAUUUGUAGAGUGUUUCAACACAGACAGCGGAGAGCUACAAAGACUUUCCGCCAGAGAAACAGAUGGUUUCCACUCUUCGCCAUCAUACAGUAGAAAGCGAAGGUCAGACCGAACAAUUCAAUAUGAGAUUCUUUCAGACGGCUCUUUUGUCAAGUUUGGCUUUGAUCAAUGUGUAACCUUAGGCUUCGUGCAUUGCCAAGUGUGGCAUCGCCGUGGUAUGUCUAUUUCAACGCUCAAAGUCCAGGAUGUAUCGGAAGUGCCCACUUCCUUUUUUGAGAAAAGACAGCGUGUCCUCACCUCAGAUAUGCAGUUGGCAAAGAUCACAACCAUGGAUAAUGAACUCAGGCGCUCAACUAGUCCUCCUACGGUGGACGGCCAAACCGAGGAAAGCAGAUUUUAUGUGUACAAGAAAAUUGUCAUCGGGGCCUUUGUCAAGAAGCUGCUUCUGGCCGAUGAACAUACAAGCCAUGAUGGAUACCAAUAUUCGUACAAAUGGAAGCUGUUCAUCAACGGCCCCCCUGAAGUAUGCACGGUUUUUAAUGAAUUGGCUGUUAAAAUCGAGAUUUUCUUUUUCAACGAUUGCCAUCCGAUGAAGGAGCUCGUUGUCGGCAUCGGAUUUGAAAAGGCCAAAUACUACUCGUAUUGCAUGGCCUUCCAGAAGGAGCACAUCUGCGCCAUUGACAGGCGCAUUCCGCUUCAGACAAGCGAGGAAUAUGAGAACAUAUAUUUGUCCCAACUCCACGGGCUCCAUGUCGUUGAAAAGAGGGAGGAUCAUGAAGAGAGUCUCACAAACGAGCUCGAAAAUGCGGUUCCGAAAAGGAAAAAAAUACUGACGCCUCGAAUCCAAGCUAUCGACUCUUCUUCGCCCACGUUGCAGGCGCAAGGCUCAAAGACUUGCCCUCCAUUGCUGUAUUUUAGAAGAGAAUCCAAAAACAUCACACCAUCUGAUUUGGAUUCCAUGCUCAAAAUAUUGUUUCCUGCGAUUUUUCCCUUGUGGGGAGAGUGUUGUAAAGUAAAUCCCUAUUACUACUAUCCAAUUGCCGGGUCUUCCAAGGAGUUUCAUGACAUUUGGAGCAUUUAUAAAAGAAAAUCCGUGUCGUUUAUUUGGUCCAAAAAUAUUUCCCUUGCUGCAAGGAUCUACUGGAGGCUAAAAAGCCCCAUUCCUCUAUCUCAAAUCAUAUCUUGGUCCACUAACCCCGCCAUUCAGCUAUGUGACAUCCGUCCCUAUCCACAUGCCGAUAAAGUUGUUGCUGCUUUGGGGUCGGCGUCUCAUUUUUCGCCUUUGCUCUCGAAAGAUGUAUUUCAAAAGACCUCAAGCAGGGAUCAUUGGAAGGAUAUGAUAUUAUCUUUGCAAGGACAGGGUCAUUUGACCGACCAAGCGCUGUAUUGUCGAUAUUGCGGCAGACCUUUUCCGCUAAGCCAAAGAACUGUGGAGGGAUGUGGAGUUCCGGCGGUUUUGGCUGGCCCCGGUAUUUUUUUCAUCCCAAAAGCCUCUGAUCUCAAAGAAAGAGUCAAUCGAUAUAUGGUGGAUUUGGGAGAAUUUGCCAAAAAAGCCGCUUGCAACCCUGCCCCGGUUUGGCCUGCUUGA